CAUGAUCAUCGCCGGGAACAUCUCUAGCUCAUCUUGUCCCGUGUCUGCCUGGCAGGCGCCCCUCCAGCACAUACAGCGCAAAUUCCAUUGAUUCGAAGAGUAGAACCGUGUCGACGACAGGUACCGAGGUAACUUAAGUUGCGUUCGACUGCAAGCCAUGGGUUCUGCAGAAAUACGGUGGGUUCUGUCGGGACCAUGUGAGAGAGCGUCUGCCCGAUGCAUGCCUCUCGACUGCGGAUAUGGCAGCAAACCACCUCGUUGCUGUUAACAUCGCCUCUUGCCUACGUACCAGUGCGACUUGCGAGUUUGCUCGUUGGGCAGCCAUGAGAGAGAUGUCUACACGCACCGACUUCAUGAUGGUACUGUCGGCACCGGCACUCCUAUACAUGGACCAGCGCUAGAACAAUCAUAUCUAGCCUCGUAUCUGGCAGGGCCUCUUGAUCAACGCGUGCUUCUAUCGCUCCUGGGCCGUGGGUAUGCCCUUGUGGGCGCCCGGGGGGGGGCAGACUGCUGGUA
Sphaerulina musiva SO2202 is the source of this 516-nucleotide messenger RNA. RefSeq lists its product as uncharacterized. Lineage: Eukaryota; Fungi; Ascomycota; Dothideomycetes; Mycosphaerellales; Mycosphaerellaceae. The transcript has a single exon. The coding region runs from base 240 to 401 and encodes 53 amino acids. The record is from RefSeq and is a predicted model, not a curated record.